GAAAACAAAGAAAGAAAAGGCAGAGCAGCAUUUGAAACAGAACCUAAGAAAGACGACUAUGGGCCCAACUAAACCUGCAUUUCCAACUCAAGUGCUACCAGAAAUAAGGAGGGCAGAUCAGACAAGGAUUCCCGGCUCAAAUGAUCCAAACCUGAUGAAAUCAAGUAAAGUUCAUCCUGUUGAUUAUGACUUGAAACCAAACAAGACGACUGUCAAGCAAGACCAGGAUUCUGUUGAUUCAGCCCCUACAUUACUGCAUGACCUUACACCGUCAGUCAUCACUCCUACAGACCCACUAAAGGAAACCCAGAGUCCCAGAUUUGAAGGGUUGGUAGUUACCAGACACAAUAAAGUCCAUCCACUGAAUACAAAAGGAUCUGACCUGCAGACAACUUUUACUGAUGAGAGCAUGUCUGUUUCUGAGAGGGAAAAGAGAGAUCUGAUUGAGCUUGAGGCCAGCUCUAAUAAAAAAUGUGCCAUUGAAUUGGAAGAUAAGUCUGGAACCAGCUCAGUGUGAACGACAGUUCUUUAGUUCUCAUAGCUGUGUAAAUCCUAUCAAACUUUGAAUUUCUUUCCAACUGAUUUUAUUUGCUUUAAAACUAAACAGCUUUAAUCUAUACUAUCAGAUAACCAAUCAAUAUUUUCUCUUUUUGAAAAGAUGAUUAUGAAAUGUUCAUUAAUUUUUGACAAUGUACCUAAUAAUU
Molecule: messenger RNA, 704 nt
Organism: Saccostrea cuccullata (small rock oyster)
Lineage: Eukaryota; Metazoa; Mollusca; Bivalvia; Ostreida; Ostreidae
Exons: 1
Coding region: 59-517 (152 amino acids)
Source: RefSeq, a predicted model, not a curated record